CAGUCAGACCCGGAGCCGGCCUCUUGGUGCUGCCAGGCGGUGGCUCACACCAUCCUCAGGCCGGCCUCUCCCUCUCCCUCCUUCCUCCAGCCCCCGCCAUGCUCAGGCGGAUUUUACAGAGGACGCCUCUCGGCUCUGCGGGUUCUGACCCGGACACCCCGGUAACAACAGCUCCUGCUGUGGAAGUCAAUGAUGAAAGUGGUUCUGAGGGGUUCAUCUGUCCAAUCUGUAUGCAAUCGUUUCUAACACCAACUGAGCUGUUUGAGCAUGACCGGAACGAGCACACUGUGGCAGACAGGAGCCAGCUUAAUCCAGAAGUGGCCAUUAGUGGUUUCAUUUGCCCACAGUGUAUGAAGUCUCAUGAUUCAGCAGAAGAUCUCUUCAAACACUAUGAUGCAUUUCAUGAACCGGGAAAUGAUUCUGGCCCCAGAGAAGAAAUGGCUUCGAGGAGAGACGACCUCGCACUCCAUCAACAAGAGGUGCAAGAUCUGCAGGCCUCCUUAAAGGAGGAGCGCUGGUUCUCGCAAGAGUUGAAGAAGGAACUGGAAAAAGUGCAAGGACAACUGAAGCAAGCAUCCCUGUCCGGUGGAGUGAUACCCCCUUUUCCCCCAGAGCUAACAGAUCUCCAGAGCCAAUUGGAAGAUGCACAGGUAGAAAAUAUGAAGAUUAAGCAGAUGAAUGAGUUGUUGGAACAGAAAGCUGCCACAUUAGCAACUGAAUUAGUAGAUAUUAAGGCAAAAUUUGACGAUGAAAAAAGCCACAAGGACCUUGCAGAGAUGAGACUGAAAACCUUAGUGGAAGAGCUGGGAAGGGAAAGGACCAUGACUGAAGAACUCCAAAAUGAAUUGUUUCAGCGGCCUGGACUGGAGGACGUGGCGGUACUGAAGAAGGAAUUGGUGCAGGUUCAGACACUGAUGGAUCAGAUGAGUCUUGAGCAGGAGAGACGAUCAGAUAAACUGACAGAUGAAAAUGCGCAGCUGAAGGUGCAACGUAACACGGCGGAGGCGUCUAUGUCUGAGCUGAGGGCGGAGCUUGCUAAAAUUCAACAGGAGAAAGCUGCGCAAUGUGAGGAGGUGCGGAAGGUCCAGCAGGAAUGUGAGGAAAUAAAGCAGCAAAACCAGAAACUGUCAGAAAAUCUAUCCAAGAAAGGGGUUGAGUUCCAGCAACUGCAUGAUCGUCUAAAUGAAGCAUCUUUAAGUAAGAAGAGUUUGGAGACCAGCCUGCAGGAGAAGGAGCUGGAUUCCAAGCAGCUGCAGGCGAAGCUGUUGGCUGCUGAGACACUGAUGCAAAGAGCGCACACGGAGUUGGGUCAGAGCGGGGAGACGAGCCAGAAACUGAGGGGAGAACUAUCGGAGGUGGAAACCAAGUACCAGCAGCUGCGGGCCGAGUUCAAACAAAUGCAGCAACAGAGAGAAGAGAAGGAGCAGCAGAAGAUCCAGCUGCAGAAUGAGAUGAAUCAGCUCCACGCGAAGCUUCUGGAGACUGAGAGGCAGCUUGGUGAGGUACAGGGCCGGCUGAAGGAACAGAGGCAGCUGUCGGGUGAGAAGCUGAAGGACAAGGAACAGCAAGUAGCUGACCUGCAGCUCAAACUCUCCCGCACUGAGGAACAGGUAAAGGAAAGUACAGCUGCUACAACUGAAGCACAGCAUCAGUUGGACAAACUACGACAGCAGCAGCAGGAAUUGCAGACUGGUCAGCAGAACACCACAUCCCAGCUGAGGGAAACACAGAAUGACCUGGAGCAAGUGCUGCGCCAGAUUGGGGACAAGGACCAGAAGAUCCAGAACCUGGAGGCUCUGCUGCAGAAGAGCAAAGACAGCAUGGUGCAACUGGAAACUGAGCGGCAGGAGCUUGUUGCUAAAAUUCAAGAUGGCAAGGGCGAGGUAGCCAUUUUGAAUCAACUGCAGGAGAAGAACCAUGCCCUGCAAGACCAGGUUGCUCAGUUAACUGAUAAGCUGAAAAAUCAAAUGGAGAGUCAUAACCAAGCACAAGAGAAUUUACACAAGCAAAUGCAGGAGCAGAAAUCACAACUGCAUGCUGCUGAAGACAGAGCCCGCUCCCUUGAAUCUACCAUUAGUGAACUCACCAAUCAACUUGCUGAAACCAAGGAGAAGAUGGCUCAACUUGACUUACAGGUGAAGGGAAAAACAGAGCUGCUGCUGUCUGCAGAAGCAUCCAAAACUGCACAAAGAGCUGACCUGGAAAACCAUUUGGAAACCGCCAAACAUGCCCUUCAGGAUAAAGAGCAGGAGCUGACCAAGGCCCAGGGCCAGCUGGAUCAGACUGCAGCCAAACUCAUUGAGAAGACCGAGUAUUGCACUCAACUGGACAAUAGCCUUAAAGAGUACAAGGAGAAGCAACUGAUCUCUGAGCAGAAAGUAGAACAACUGGAAACACAAAUUAAGAAACUAGAAUCUGAAAUCAAAGAGGCCCGAGAUGACCGAAAUCAGCUCCAAAAACAGCACUCUGCUCAAGAGAGCCAAAUCAAAGAACUGAACCAACAGCUCAAGGCCGAGAAGGAGAUGGUUUGUGGUGUAAAGCAGGAACUACAGGAGAAAUCAAAGGCCCUGGACAAGACAAGGAAACAGGCGCUGGAGUAUGAGAAAGAGCAAGCUCAGCUGGGCCAGGGGCUCGAGCGGCUGAAGGAGGAUGCAAAGAAUAAGGCAGAGAGUGAGAGCAGAAUGCAAAAGGAGCUUAUGGCACUCAGACUGGAGAAGGAGGCUUCAUCCAAGGAGCUGAUGGAAACCAAGGGCAGCUUCACCAAGACUUCGAGGGCCCUCGCAGAAACACGAGCAGAAUUGGAGAAAGAGCGUCAUUUGAUGAAAACUGCCCAUGAUGAAAAGGAAAAAUUGCACGAGCAGGUCAAACAAGAGUGGCAGAAGAAGUUUGAGAGCGCAACCAAUGAAGUGAAUGAACUGAAGAGUUUGGUGCAGAGGAAAGAGGAGGCUGAGAAGCAGCUGAAAGUAAGCACUGACGGACUAACAGCCCAAACGGUCAAACUGCAGGAAGGUUUGAAGGAGAAACAGAAAGCUGAACAGCAACUCCAGACAAAACUGAAACAAUCAAUGGAAUCUCAGGAGCAGCAAAAGAAGCAAUAUGAGGCCCAGAUAAAAGAUUUAAAAAUGGAACUUUCUCAAAAGGCUGACACAUUACCCAAACUGCAGCAGCAGGUGGCAGUGCUGAACGAGCAGCUGGCUGUGAAUGAAGGGAAGCUCUCGGAGCUGCAGAAGAAUUACCAAGCCUCUCAAACCAACUUGGCCAAGCUUCAGUCAGAUAUUUAUGGGAAAGAAUCAGAACUGUCAUCAACCAGACACGACCUGAAGGCUAAGGAGGAGAAGUUGUUCCUCGCUGAGGAGGAGCUGGUUACCAGCAGGAGUCAAGCCAGCAGCAAUUAUCAGAUGAUCCAAGAACUGAAACAAGCUAAGGCUUCACUGGAGACAGACCUGGCUUACAGAGAAACCAAAAUAAAGGACAAGGAGAAAGCUCUGCUGCAGGCAGAGAAAGAAAAGACUUUGAAAGAAGAGGAAUUGGCAAAAGAAAAGCUUAGAAAUGAUGAGCUUCAAGGUGCCAAGAUGUCUCUGGAAAAAGAAUUGAACAAACUUACUGAGGACUCAAGAAUCUGCAAACAGGAUUAUGCGAAGGAGUUGACGGGGUUGAAAGAGGCCAAGCAGUUGCUGAUUCAGCAGAAGCUGGAGCUUCAAGCGAACACAGACAGCGUGAAGUCAAUGGUGGAGCAGGAGAGGAGCGACCAUCAGCUCACCAAGAAUAAACUUAGUGAGGCACAAGUGGACAUGAAGAAACAAUGUGCAGAAUUGGAAGCCAAACUGCAGGUUGAGCUGAAGGAUAAGGAAGGACAAAAUAAAGAGCACGAAGAGGCUGUGAUCAAACUCAACAUGCAGAUUACAGCACUGAAUGAAAACAUGGCCACGCUGAAGAAGGAGUGGCAGGGCAGUCAGCGGCGGGUCACUGAGCUGGAGAAGCAGACGGACGACCUCCGUGGAGAGAUUGCUGUGUUGGAAGCGACGGUGCAGCAUAACCAGGAGGAGAGGAGAGCCCUGUUGGAAAGGUGCCUCAAGAGUGAAGGAGAGACGGAAAAAUUGCAGGCGAAGGUGGUGGACCUGAGACGGAAGCUGGAUGAUACAACAGCUGCUAUGCAGGAGUUGGGGAGAGAGAACCAAGCUCUCCAGAUUAAACACACACAAGCACUAAAUAGGAAAUGGACUGAAGAUACCGAUGUGAUGAAUUGUAUGGCCUGUGGAAAAGGGUUUUCAGUCACUGUAAGGAAGCAUCACUGUAGGAACUGUGGAAACAUUUUCUGUGCCGACUGUUCUGCCCGGAAUGCCUUAACCCCAUCCUCAAAGAAGCCUGUGCGAGUCUGCAACACUUGUUUCGAAGAGCUGCAGGGAUGAGUUGUCCCAGCCUUUUGCCUGCAACUAGGAACCUAUAACUAUUCUUCGUAUUCUCCCACUCGUUUUGUAUUUUAUAAGGAGACUGUAUGUUGAAAGUGUAAUAAAUCCUGGCCACUAUAUUUUAGUUGCUGUCAAUGGGAGCGUGUUGAUGUGUUCAGCAGCUCGUUCCCAACCUCUGCACCAGCUGGGGUCCUUGAUUCAACUUCAGACCAGAGAAAUGGAAGCUUCUGAAAUUGGGCGUCAGUGAGGCAUCGGAGAGGAUCCCUCGCCUGUUAUAGAAACCGCCCAAUUUUAACCUGCUGACUUCAAAGCGAAUGGAAAUUGGGCGGGUUCAGUAAUAGGCAGUUGAUCUCCAUCAGAAGCUGAAAGUUCCUUUCCUCCAAGUUCAACUCGGUUAAUUCCUUCACUGGACUGAAGGCCACCAGACUUAACCUUAAAAAAAUUUGUUGGGGGUUCUUCACUCCACUGAGAUAUAUCUGAGACAGAAUAAUCUUAAACACUAGGGCAGCCUGGUAGAGUUUUGUAAAGUUUUGAGUGAAGCACUUUGAUUCUGUAUGCCCAGAAUUCCCAUUAAAUCCCUUUGGAAAUUGUGCAAUGCUAAGAACCCUUCAUCAGCUUUCACUAUGCAGAAGGAAGGUUAAAACUUUAAUUAUAAUAUCUGGCAAAUAGCAUCUCCGUCCCACACUGCUGCUUUUUAAGGUGGUUGUUUUCUUCAAGCUAUUGAUGCCAAUUGGUUUUCCAUAGUUAAUACCCCUCCUUUUCAUCAUCUGUUUUCUCUUUCCAUUGUUAUGCAAAUAGUCGAUCAAUGCUAAGGAUUAGAGUGAAGAUGAUCGCGGUAGUGGGUGGGUUGUGGGUAGACUGGCACUGCACUUUUUUCACCUGAAUUCAUCCCUGAAAACUGUCCAAGUAACUGCACCCCCUCCCACUUGGAUUGCAGCAGGUUGGAGACCAUUUUGUACACAGCAGUCUCAUGUGUUGCUCAACCGUGUGUGGCUGCCCUUGUGGUGCCUCCAAGCUGUGGUUAAACAGAACAGGAAGCUGCUUUCUCCUGGUUGCCGAUCCCGGCACAGAGACCUUCACACUGGCUGCUGCGGGAAUGGCCUGACCCCAAGUCUCCUCUUCCUCCAUCCUUGCUGCAACUCUCCACCUCUUCACGCCACUGCUGAGAUUAGAAGACCACUAUAAAGAUUUCUUGUGUGUCAAUUGGCCUCUUGUUUUAUGAUAAAAAUUGCUGCCUGAAAUCCAGCUCAUGCUGCUUUCUCUGGACUUCCCUCUUCGAGUUAUUGUCACUUGACAGAGAACUGGGAAGGAGGAAGGCUGAAAUACUAAAACAUAAGCCAAAUGCUGCCUGCUUUAUAUUUUCCUGUAUAGAUUAACUGCAGCCUACAUACACAAACAAAUCCAAUUAUUUCUUUUACUAAUAUAUCCACCACCCCCCAAUGCAAACUAGAUUAGGGGGGCAUUUCACCAGGAUCUGAUCUGUACAUGUGGCCAAAAUAAGCCUGUGCUAAAUCCACAUGACCCUUCCACUGGGUUAAUGCGGGUGACAGUGUCAUGAGUGAGAUUGCUGUACACAGUCCCAAUGCUGCACUCACUCACUGCUUCAUUUAGCUGAUUCCUCCAUUAUAAAACACUAGUGCUAGCUGUGGGUAUGAGCUUGAAAGGUUUGUUGUGUCAAUCACACUGAUGCUUGAUGGUGAAGAGCAAGGAGCUGAUUUCUUGCAUCUGAUGGUGCCUGCAUGAAAUGUCAAUAGUGGAAACUAGUUGCUUUCAUGCUUAUUGUUUAAAAAGAAUGAUGUGAAUAAUAGAAUUGUGUACAAAAAUUGUAUUAAUUUCCAUAUUAUCAUGUGAAACUAUGUAUAGAUAUUCAAAGGUUUAAUUCUCGAUAUUGAAUGAAGAUUAUGUAUUCUGUUUAUAGCAAAAUGUUAAUUUGAACAGUGAAGCAACUUCCACAGUUAAAUUUUUGUUUAUUAAAA
Molecule: messenger RNA, 6385 nt
Organism: Carcharodon carcharias (great white shark)
Lineage: Eukaryota; Metazoa; Chordata; Chondrichthyes; Lamniformes; Lamnidae
Gene: eea1
Product: early endosome antigen 1
Exons: 30
Coding region: 99-4409 (1436 amino acids)
Biological process (GO): endocytosis
Cellular component (GO): early endosome
Molecular function (GO): metal ion binding; 1-phosphatidylinositol binding
Source: RefSeq, a predicted model, not a curated record